This is a messenger RNA of Paralichthys olivaceus (Japanese flounder), 2888 nucleotides long. It is a transcript of the gene agpat4, whose product is annotated as 1-acylglycerol-3-phosphate O-acyltransferase 4 (lysophosphatidic acid acyltransferase, delta). Gene Ontology annotation, cellular component: endomembrane system; mitochondrial outer membrane. Gene Ontology annotation, molecular function: 1-acylglycerol-3-phosphate O-acyltransferase activity. The record is from RefSeq and is a predicted model, not a curated record. NCBI's taxonomy places the organism in Eukaryota, Metazoa, Chordata, Actinopteri, Pleuronectiformes, Paralichthyidae.
GCGGCACAGACUUCUCCAUCCCCGGCACCAGGCGUGGUCUCAGCUGGGUGCGGUGCUCCGGGUCUUGUUCGGCUGAAGUUCCCUGAGUGUGACCGCUGAGCAGCAUCACAUGUCCCGAGCAUGACAGAGAUGUGAAGAGCAGAGCUGACAUGGAGAGGAGAGUCUAGUGAACACUGGUGGCCGUGCGUAAUUCUCCACUGAUCGGUGCGUCAGGACUGAGUGUGUGAGAGAGAGGAGACACUGUGAGAGAGAACAAUGGGCGUCCUGCAGCUGCUGAAGUCCCAGUUCUUGUGCCACCUGCUCAUGUUCUACGUGUUCCUGGCAUCGGGCAUCAUCAUCAACCUGUUGCAGAUCUGCACUCUGCCUCUGUGGCUGGUCAGCAAGCAGCUGGCCCGCAGGAUCAACAUCAGACUGAGCUACUGCAUCAGCAGCCAGCUGGUAGCUCUCCUGGAGUGGUGGUCUGGGACACAGUGUACGCUCUACACGGAUCCAGAGAGCUACUCACUGUACGGGAAAGAGAACGCCAUCGUGGUUCUGAAUCACAGUUUUGAGAUUGACUUCCUGUGUGGCUGGACCUUCUGUGAGAGAUUUGGAGUCCUCGGGAGUUCAAAGGUGUUGGCUAAGAAGGAGUUGGCGUACGUUCCAGUGAUUGGUUGGAUGUGGUACUUCAUGGAGAUCGUCUUCUGUAAGAGGAAAUGGGAGGAGGACAGAAGGACGGUGGCACAGAGUCUUCAGAACCUGCGGGAUUACCCAGAAAACUUCUGGUUCUUGCUUUUCUGCGAAGGCACACGCUUCACGCCAAAGAAGCAUCAGAUCAGCAUGCAGGUGGCUGAGAGCAAAGGUCUGGUCAAACUGAAGCAUCAUCUCCUGCCCAGGACCAAGGGAUUCUGGGUAACCGUCCAAAACCUCAGGGGAAAUGCCGUGGCUGUUUACGAUUCCACACUGAACUUCAGAAACAACGAGAAGCCGUCUUUGCUUGGAAUUCUCAACGGGAAGAAAUAUCACGCAGAUUUAUAUGUGAGGAGAAUCCCUCUGGAGCAGAUCCCAGAAGAUGAGGCCGGUUGCGCUGCCUGGCUCCACAAGCUCUACCAGGAAAAGGACAGCUUUCAGGAGCAUUACACACAGACGGGACGUUUCCCCGGGCCAGUAACGAGCCCACCAUGCGGACCCUGGACCUUGAUCAACUGGCUGUUCUGGUUCUGCUUGCUGCUCUACCCUCUGGGCCUGCUGCUCGCUCAACUCAUCAGCUCUGGAACAAUUUUCACCCUCUUGGCUGCUGUGGCUCUCUGCUCUGCAGCUUCACUGGGAGUUCGCUGGAUGAUCGGCCAGACUGAGAUCAACAAAGGCUCCAGCUACGGGAACAAGGAGGUUCCUCUGAACAACAACUGAGUCGGCUCUGAGCUGCUUCUUUGCACAGCUGCUUUUCUGAGAAGGCUGCAGUCUGCAGAAUUUUGAAAUCACCAGCCUGACGGGAGCUUGCAGGUCCAACAAGUACAAACUUGCUUAAAGCACAAAACAAACAGGGUUGUCUUGUUCUAAUGCUGCAGGAGCUCAACUUGGAUGAUGACAGUGGACUGAGGUGAGCCGCUUCCUUUAGCCGUCAACAACAUUCUCUUUAAAACAGAGGGUUAAUAUUUAAUUACACUCAAGAUAGAAAUUCUCUCUAUAAAGACAAAUUGAAACUUUGGAUUCAAGCAAGUGAAAAAUGAAGUGAACUCUACAUUUUAUGGUUGAAUAAAAUAUAUAUUUUACUUACUUUACCCCGGUCCUAAUUAUGCAGAACAUCAUUUCUGAGGCCCUGAUUAGGGUUAGAGAGAAGAUGUGAAUUGUUGUUGGGUUUUUAGGGUGAAGCAUGAGUUGGUCCACAAUGAAAUGCAGUGUCCUAACAAGGACGGCUGUGCAAACUCUGUGUGUGCCUCACUUCAUCAAAGGGCUGUUAAAGGGUUUACAUUUUUAUUUAAGGGUUAGGAAAUGGAGGGGAAUAGGGAAUGAAUGAUGCUAAUGAGUUUAUUUACUAAGAUAGAACUACUAGAGUGUUUGUGUGUGCGUGUGUGUUCAGCAGCGAGCUAGAGCAGGCCCCGUUUCUAAUUGUAAUUAACUUCACUUGAGUCAUGAGAGCAGCUCCUCACCAGCUAACAGAUUUACUCCAAACAAUCCCUGAAGGCUUCAGCUUGUCGCCCACUCUAGUAAAAAAGCCACUAAAAAGCUGGUGUUUGUACUUGAGCAUUGAAAAGUGACGAAUAACGUAUUCUGUAUUAGAAGGUGUUGAAAUCAGGACUACAGACGAGAAGAUUCACAGCCUGAGUUGCGGGUCACUUCCGCUGUGGUUUUAAUAAAUAAAUACCUGUCACGUAACAUAAAUACUGCACAUGGAGACACAGCUAAUCCACCAGACCUCUGUUAUUGACAGUAAACACAGAGGUAAAGUGAGCACGUCUCCUCCCUCACUGUAACCUCUCCAGUUAUCAUCUCAGCCAGGACACAGCAGAGCUCUUCUGUGACCUUUGACCUUUGCUCAUUAAACCUGUAAAGUCUGUGUAGAACUGCACCAGGUCGUACUGGACUUGAGGCAUGGAUUAGAGAAAGAAAACCAUCCAUCUAUAGGGACCCCUAGUGGUGGUUUCUUAUUUAUUUUCCUCUGUCACCUGGACAUUUCAGUCACUGCCUAAUUGAAGAAAUCUUUUUUGUUGGUUUGAAUUAACCUAAAAUUGCCUUCUUUCUUCUUCCUAUAACAAAUAUUUUGAGUGCAUGAAAUUCUCAAGGUUGUAUUAAAUUAAAGAAUAAUUAAUUUGGGUACUAAAGAUAAUUUUGUAAAUUGUCAUGUGUCUUAAAUUAUGAUGCAAUAACAAUUGAUAUUAAAAAUAAACAAUGUGUAUUUUGCUAAUCUA